This is a messenger RNA of Fulvia fulva, 1155 nucleotides long. RefSeq lists its product as uncharacterized. The transcript is spliced from 2 exons. The record is from RefSeq and is a predicted model, not a curated record. NCBI's taxonomy places the organism in Eukaryota, Fungi, Ascomycota, Dothideomycetes, Mycosphaerellales, Mycosphaerellaceae. Bases 1 to 1155 code for a protein of 384 amino acids.
AUGGAUCAAUCGGAUAUCAGUCGCCUCCGCGAUCUGAUUUACAGGAAGGAUGAGCUCAGCGGCCUCAUCUCAAAGGAUGAAAACAGCCUCCUGGAGCUUCGCAAUCAGAUGAGCGAUCGCCGAGCCACUCUUCAACAUGUCGAGAAGCAACUUGCUGAAAUGUUGGCGUUCAAGCCUGUACAGCCACAGCAGAAAGGCAGUGUGUCCUCGCCUGCUGAAAGCGACUCCAUCGCUGUCACUCCAGCUCCUGGGCCCACCCGCACGAUAUCGACGUCGAAGUCUCCAUCUCCCGAUAGCCAACAACACGCCACCGUCCCGACCAAACAGAUCGCUCCUCGCCCUGACCUCCAAAGACACGACGACCCCCUGAAAGACCCUUCAGACUACAUCAAAUCCAUCGAUUACGUGAAAGAAAAGAACAACGACAGACGCCUAAUGCUCCACCGCGACCUCCCAAUGAUCGUCCGCCUGGAAGACGGCUGGAACGAGAUAUGGUGCCACGUCUGCGGCGCAAACGCCUCCAGCCGAGGCAACGCCGCCGAUGGGGUCGUCCCUUUCCAGGGCGUGUAUGGCUUGCAUUGCCACAUAGCGUCGAUGCAUGGUGUGGCAGGAAAGAAAACUUUCGUGAAGGAUCUCUGGAAGAUUUGUGGGAGGUAUUUGCUUAGCGAGAAAGAGGUGCGGAAGCUGAGGCAGUGGAAGGUGACGGUGAAGAUUCAGAGCAGCGGCAGCAAUGGGCUGAGGGGCAAAGGGAAAGCGGAGCUUCCUGCUCCUGCUCCUGCGGCGAACGAUGUGGGGGAUGAGGAGAUUAUGAAUGAGUAUGACUCUAGCGAUGAGGAAGAUGCAGUGGCGGCGCCGGGAUAUUUGGGUCAUAUUCUGCAGGAGCAGACUCACUUGACGGGAGCAGUGGCACUGACUAACCACCAGAAUGGGUUCACGCCAGUGAACGGCAAUACAGCAAUCAGUACUGACAGUGGCUACGGGUCGAAGUCAUCGCCAACGAAGCGUGCAGCGGAGAGCGAGACGAGCAGUGUGUUGGAAGACUCUGGUGGUGAUGGCGUUGCGGAGCGGGUCAAGAGGCAUCGUCGAACGGAGACGCCACGUCGCUCGUACACGGAUCACUUCGAGUAUGGGGACAUGGGCGAGGAGACAUUCUGA